UGGAAAGAGUAGUCCUGGACUUCUAGUGCAGAGGUGGUUGGAGAGAGAGAGAGAAUGGGGAAGAAAGAAGAGAGAGUGAGAAAGGCAGAGGCAAUGGUGGAGAAAGCAAUGAAAGGGAACGAUGCUUCACACGAUGCAGCGCAUGUUUGGAGGGUUCGUGACCUUGCUCUUUCCCUUGCCCAAGAGGAAGAAGCCCUCUCUUCUGAUCCAAACUCCUUGGAAAUAGUUGAGCUUGCUGCACUGCUCCAUGAUAUAGGUGACUACAAAUACCUGAGGGAUCCAUCUGAUGAAAAAAUUGUUGAGAAUUUUCUCGAGGAAGAGGGAGUUGAGGAGAACAACAAGUCAAAGAUUUUGAAGAUCAUCAAAGGAAUGGGUUUCAAAGAGGAGGUAGCAGGAAGUGGAAAUAGUGAGUGGUUUCCAGAAUUUGGAGUUGUGCAAGAUGCUGAUCGACUUGAUGCUAUCGGUGCUAUAGGAAUUGCACGUUGCUUCACCUUUGGUGGGAGUAGGAAGAGGGCGCUGCAUGAUCCUGCCAUUCCACCACGAUCUGAUUUAUCCAAGGAACAAUACAUGAACAAAGAGGAGCAAACUACUAUUAAUCAUUUUCAUGAGAAGCUUCUCAAGCUCAAAGAUAUGAUGAAAACCAAGGCUGGGCAGAGGAGGGCUGAGAGAAGGCAUAAGUUCAUGGAAGAGUUUGUGAAAGAGUUCUAUGACGAAUGGAAUGGUUUAAGCUAAAUAGAGCGUCAGUAAUCCUUUCAUGCUUCAUGCUGCAAUUAUGAUUACCUCCUUCGGGGCCGUGUCCUUGGUUAUGUAUACCCAGGAUCAUUCUCUUCAGUGUUUGUUUUGCUGAUAAAUUACAUUAUAAAUGUGAGCAUUUGUGCCUAUUAUCACUAUUGACGUUCCAAGCUUCUUUUAUCCUUUUGAACCAAAACUGCUCUGUUUGACAGGGGGCUGAUCAAUAUUGUGCAAUUGCAUUUUAUGGAUGCAAAGAUGUAGUACUGAUGGAUUUCAUGUAUGAUAACUUACUUAGUAAAACCCAGUGUACAACUAUAGUUCCCCUGAAUAACAUGUCU
Molecule: messenger RNA, 1070 nt
Organism: Gastrolobium bilobum
Lineage: Eukaryota; Viridiplantae; Streptophyta; Magnoliopsida; Fabales; Fabaceae
Exons: 7
Coding region: 55-732 (225 amino acids)
Source: RefSeq, a predicted model, not a curated record